CAGGCGGACUCUCAACCACCGCGCCACCAGGGAAGCCCGACAGGCGGAUUCUUAACCUAAAGUGGUGUUCCUGUCUUUUCUAUGAAUUUCACUCUCUGUAGUCUUCACCAGCAGCUGUGGUUUAAUCAUUCAGUAAAAGAGAAGAAUCAUUAACUAGGAGAAAAUGUCAAAUCUAAAAAUGAAAGAGGCAGCCCUUAUCUAUCUUGACAGAAGUGGAGGCCUCCAAAAGUUCAUAGACAAUUGCAAAUCCUACAGUGAUUCAAAACAAAGUUAUGCUGUCUAUCGAUUCAGUAUUUUAAUAAAUCCCUCUGAUAUUAUUGAGUUGGAUGCUGAACUUGGAAAUCAUAUUUUACACCAGCCUUUAAAAGCUGCUCAAGUUUUUCAAUCAGUCUGUUUUAUUGCUGUUAAGACUCUCUCAUUAAUUGAACAAUUACAGACUGAAGCUCAAAUUAAUAUACUGCUGAAGUUAACACAUUUACCUCCUCUGCCAAGUUAUAGUCUUGAUCUUUGUGAGUUUCCGCUUGAUUAUACAUCUCAAAGAUUUUAUAUGAUGCAAGGAAUUGUGAUUGCAAUGACAACUGUAACCAAGUAUACACAAGGUGCAAGAUUUCUUUGUUCAGAUGAAGCAUGCCCUCUUUCAAAAGGAUUUCAGUAUAUAAGAGUGCAUGUACCUGGUGCUACAGAGUCUGCAACAAUAAGAAAUGACUUUUUGUGUAAUCUAUGUUCAUCUUCACUUCAAGAAGACAGAAAAUUUAGAGUACUUGGUGAUAAACAGAUAGUUGAAAUAAUUACCACAAAGGCACUUCGUGCUUUUCAAGGAUAUUCUAACAACCAGCCAUUUAGGUUUCAAUCUCUCACAGUCUUCCUCAGAGAUGAAUUAGUGAAUGAAAUGAAUAUAGGAAAUGAGUAUAAGAUUAUUGGAAUUCCAACCUGUGUAAAAACAUCACAAACUGCUCUCUGUAUAGAGGCAAAUAGUAUCACUUUUUUCAAUCCAAAAGUUCCUUCAGGAAUUAGCGACAAUUUCAGGUGUCUCCUCUCUUUGACUUCCAGCUCGUACUGGAAGUUUACAGCAAUACUUGCCAAUGUCUUUGCAUCACAAAUUGUUCCUCCUGGGACUUACAAUUUGCUCAAGCUCUGUUUGUUGAUGAGUCUAGUACAGACAAGUGACCGUAACAAGGAACUGGAAGAUUGCCUGGAUCUUUUAAUUAUAACAAGUGAUAUUCUACUCGUAGACAGGCUUUUGAAUUUUAGUAUAAACCUUGUGCCCCGUGGUAUACGUCAUCCAGUCUCUACUGAAAUUUUUCCUACUCUAUCCAGGAAUAAGUAUGGAACUGGAGCAGUUAGCAUUCAAGGUGGCAGUGCUUUGCUAGCUAAAGGUGGUAUCUGCUUUAUAGGAGACUUGGCUUCACACAAAAAAGAUAAACUUGAACAGCUUCAAUCAGCUGUGGAAAGUAGAAGCAUCACAGUAUACAUCUCGGGAAAGAAGUUUGGGGAUGAUAUGGAUCAGCAAAUGACUUUUCCAGUUCAGUGCAGUUUUUGGUCUUUUGUUGAUAUGGAUUCAUCUUCAAGAAGAAAUGUACAGAAAACCAAUACUCUAAUUGGUCAGAUGGAUUGCAGUUUGAUUCCAGCUAAUCUCAUAGAGGCAUUUGGAUUAUUGAUUAACUGCAAUGAGUCAUCUCCUUGCCACCCACUUCUUCCUACUGUGCAACAUACUUUAAAGAAAGCCAUUGAUCCUGAAGGGCUGCUUUAUGUAGCUUCUAAACAGUUCACAACUGAAGAUUUUGAAAAGCUGCUUGCUUUUGCAAAGAAUUUGAAUGUUGAAUUCAGCUUGGAGGCAGAAAGAAUGAUUCAUGGCUAUUACCUAGCAAGUCGCAGAAUCAGAACAGAUUCUAUAUGUGGAUCAAAGCUGUCAGCAUCUGCAUUAAAAUAUUUAGUUUCCCUAUCUGAAGCCCAUGCUCGACUGAACCUAAGGAAUAAAGUGCUUAAAGAAGAUGUACUUAUUGCAGCCUUAUUAUUUGAAACAUCUCUAACAUUGAAAUAUGGGGCCGCUGUACUUUGUGUUGCUCCAAAUGCAGUAUUUCCAUUUGAACUGUAUAAUGAAGAAUAUUUAGAGCAAAGGGAUAUCUAUCUGACUGAGUGCCAACAACAGCUCCAACAGUUUAUUGCCACAUAUGGACCUGGGACAGCUAUCUUUGCUAGCGAUGAAUAGGCAAUCUGAGGAAAUUUUUCCUUCAUUCCUUUUUAAGCAGUGGAAAAAAGUGUGAGUGAUUUUCAAGUAAUGCUUCAGGUAAUCUUGUGUGUAGGGGUACAUUAGAAUGCCACCUUAAAAAAUAUAAAAUAUGAUUUCUUCAAAUUAAUUGCUAAUGGAAUAAACACUAAUACAAAUCUCAAAGCCAAUAGUAGAAUUUAUAAUUUAGGAUAAUCUUAUUAAAAAAACUUCUGGUUAGCCCAGGGUACCAGUGGUCCACAGAUUAAAAUAUAAAGAAUGUUGCAAACUAAGCAAUGGAAAAAAAAUAGUAACUUUUGUGUAGUUCCCUCUAUUUGUCACAAGAUGGCAAUAACACUUUAAAUAUUUACUUACAAAGUAAAACCAUUUUUUUCUUCAUUUGUGAACCUGAAAAAUUGAUGAGUAAAUAACAGCAUUUAUAUAACCAGAAGCCUUCAGUGUAAGGACUUUUCAUGCUAGAUACUGACAUGUCUAUUAUGUUGUUUUAGAAGCCCUAAUUAUGGGAUCAGGAAAAGCCCUGGAAAUUUUCCAUUUUUAAACCAGGUUAAAUGAAAAGAAGUUCCAUUGAAUCAAGGAGCAGUAAUUGGCUCCUUAAACCUAACUAGUUACAAGAAAGGUACCAAAAGCCAAAGAAACCAAUUUGCAAACCGUCUUCAUUUUUGGAGGGAAGAUAUCUGCUCUGAAAAGGUAGGAACACCGUGCAAAAAUAUACUUAUCUUGUAAAAUCCCCAAAUCCUUGUUUUUAUUUUCCAAAGUUUUAAUUAAAAAGACAGUUCUACUCACUAAUAGGAAAAUGUCAUCACAAAAUUGCCACCUUAUUAACCAAGACACUGUCAUGCAUCAAUUCUUUAGAAAUAGGUACUUCAUGGAGUUUAACUGUGAAGGCAGACAGCUCUCUCACUCUCUAGAGGACUUUUUAACAAGUCACUUACUACUUUCUUUCCUUGCAGUUCAUUCAACAGUAUUUACUGAAUAUCCACUAGUGCCAGAGACUAUACAGUGUUGUUUUCAGAAGGCAAACCUAGUCUAAAAAAAAAAAAUCAUAUAUUACAAAUUAAAGACCUUAUUUUGUGGCUUCUUAUAUACUAUAUUUCAGUUUUUUGUUCUCUAUGGU
Globicephala melas (long-finned pilot whale) is the source of this 3341-nucleotide messenger RNA. RefSeq names its product minichromosome maintenance domain containing 2 (gene MCMDC2). Gene Ontology annotation, molecular function: single-stranded DNA helicase activity; ATP binding; DNA binding. Gene Ontology annotation, biological process: double-strand break repair via break-induced replication. The record is from RefSeq and is a predicted model, not a curated record. NCBI's taxonomy places the organism in Eukaryota, Metazoa, Chordata, Mammalia, Artiodactyla, Delphinidae.